CCUCCGCUCUCCACCGACAGUGAUGAAGCCUUCCGCCCUCCAGACUCCGAGGCGAUCUCCGCGGCCGGCGGUCCACGGCGGCGGACGGCCGAAGGAAACCCCUCCACAGCCUCCGAAGAUCGUCUCCAGACGCUUGAGCUUCCCCUUCUCGACGGUCCCGGAGGAAACCCUCGAAGACUGCGGCGAUCUGUUGGAUUUUUCCCCUGAGGCGAGCAGCAUCGUCGAGGAUCCGACGGAGAUCGAAUCGGAGGAGGAAGGAUCUCACGGAUCCUCCAACAUCAUCGUGAGGACUGCGACGGAGCAGGAGAUUCGACCGGAGGAGGAGUUGGUGGAUCGACUGCGGAAGGCUCUGCGCGAACUGAUGGAGUCGACGGACGCCAACGGCCGAUCGGAGACGCUUCUGUGCGCUCUCCUGGAGGCGAUCGAAGGCGAGAGAGAUCCGCGGUGGGAUUCAGCGUUUUGCAGGAAGGUAAGGAUAAGCAUCAUAUGUUUCCUUAUUCUUCUGGCGGCCGCGAUCAACUUGUUGGUUGUUUGGGCGGCGGUGAUCGACGGCGGCGAUCGGUGGGAUUUCUCCGACCUCCCUCCACCAACCUGAGAUCAACUGCGCACCGAUCACUCUUCUCUUCUCUCUCUUGCACACAUAUGCAUUUUUCCUUUUUUAUUCGGUUUUUCCCUAUCAUUCACAGAGAUUUUGAUAUUGGAAUUCGAUGUCGAAUUGCAAUUUUAUAGAUGCAUCACUCUUCUCUUCUCUCUCUUGCACACAUAUGCAUUUUCCUUUUGUUUUUUUGGUUUUUCCCUUUCAUUCACAGAGAGAUUCUGUUAUUGGAAUUCGAUGUCUAAUUGCAAUUUUAUAGAUGCAUGUUAUUUCACA
Zingiber officinale is the source of this 871-nucleotide messenger RNA. RefSeq lists its product as uncharacterized. The transcript has 3 exons. The record is from RefSeq and is a predicted model, not a curated record. Lineage: Eukaryota; Viridiplantae; Streptophyta; Magnoliopsida; Zingiberales; Zingiberaceae. The coding region runs from base 23 to 595 and encodes 190 amino acids.